UUUCUGCUUUUCGAAGCGGUUACUUAUAAAAGAAGUGGAUCUUUGGGUAAUUCGCGCCAGUGUGAUUUUUUUAUGCGCUUAGUGACGGUCCAAAUAGUAGUUGGCAUAUUCUAGAAGAAAUGAUCAAAUUGGUAAUAUUCUCGUUGUUCCUGUUUUCGACAGUGCUUGCUGCUUCCCAGUCCGGCAAAGGCGAUGAGUCUUCUGCGAUAAUCCUAACGGACGAAUAUGCGUUGAAUCCAGACGGAACGUACCAGUACAAGUACGAAACAAGCAAUGGGAUCAGUGCUUCGCAGUCCGGUGGUGAAAACGGAUUAUAUGCCAAUGGUUACUUUUCAUAUUUGGAUCCGAACGGUAAUCGGGUGGCGGUAACCUAUCUGGCCGACGAGAAUGGUUUCCAGCCCCAAGGGGAUCAUCUACCGGUGGAGCCACCGGCACCAGAUCAUGUCAUUCAAACGUUGGAACUGAUUCGGGCAUCAGCAACACCAGAUUCCGGACUGGACAUUGCUACUCUGGACGCGACCAUCGCCCGAUUGAAAGCUACUCAGGGUCGAUGAGUGAGAGUGUGAGGAACGGUUGACCAAAUUGAGAACCGUCAAAAUGGCUCAUCAUUCACACUUUAGUAGAAAUUAUUAAAAGACUAUUUCUUUUAAUUAUUCCUUCUUAGAAACUUGAUCUUGAUCUUGAGCAAGUGAACUUCAAAUCCCUGUGAAUAAAAUAAUGAAUCAAGUAAACCACGAUCUUCAUUUUAUCUGUAUCGAUAAUCACCUCA
Messenger RNA from Topomyia yanbarensis, 769 nucleotides. Its product is annotated as cuticle protein AMP1A-like. Lineage: Eukaryota; Metazoa; Arthropoda; Insecta; Diptera; Culicidae. Gene Ontology annotation, cellular component: chitin-based extracellular matrix. The coding region runs from base 120 to 554 and encodes 144 amino acids. Gene Ontology annotation, molecular function: structural constituent of chitin-based larval cuticle. The record is from RefSeq and is a predicted model, not a curated record. The transcript has 2 exons.